Molecule: messenger RNA, 1206 nt
Organism: Talaromyces stipitatus ATCC 10500
Lineage: Eukaryota; Fungi; Ascomycota; Eurotiomycetes; Eurotiales; Trichocomaceae
Product: monooxygenase, putative
Exons: 2
Coding region: 1-1206 (401 amino acids)
Molecular function (GO): FAD binding
Source: RefSeq, a predicted model, not a curated record
AUGACAUCGUUAAAGGUCCUCAUCUGCGGUGGUGGCUGUGCUGGUCCUGCUCUAGCCUACUGGCUCUCCAAAUGCGGUCACCAAGUCGUUGUGGUCGAGCGUUUCCCUUCACUCCGGGCGUCCGGUGCUCAGAUCGAUCUCCGUGCCCAGGGGAUAGAAAUUGUCAAGCGUAUGGGUCUGCUGGAUGUCAUCCGCACCAAACUUGUUGACGAAGUUGGGUUCUCCUUCGUCGAUUCUCAGGGCCGGGUGAAAGCUACGAUUAUGGCCAAUAAGUCCGGUAAAGGUGCGCAGUCAUUGACAUCGGAGUUUGAGAUUAUGAGAGGAGAUCUGGUGCGCGUGUUGUACGAUGCUACAAAGGAUAACGUCAAGUAUGUCUUUGGCAAAAAGGUGGAAUACCAUGAGCAAGAUGAGCAGCAGGUUAUGGUUUACUUUUCAGAUGGUUCUUCGGAUUAUUUUGAUCUACUGGUUGGCGCAGAUGGUCAAGGAUCCAGGAUUCGACAAGCUAUACUGACACCCCCGAACACAAAUCCCUAUAAGCGACUUGGUGUACAUAUAGCAUAUUACUUUGUCCCGCGUACCCAAGACGAUACCGACACUAGCCAUAUGUACCACUGCGCAGGCGGCCGAGUAAUCAUGCGACGGAGUCACAAUCAAGAACAAAGCCAAGUAUACCUAUUUCUUCGCGACGGAUCCGAAGAGUUACAAAGUCUCUCCAAAGCACCACUUGAACAACAAAAAGAGUUUUGGUCUCAACGGUUCGCCGACGCUGGUUGGCAAGCUCCACGUUUUCUAGGGGAUAUAAAAACUACGGACAACUUCUAUUGUCAAGAAGUGGUGCAAGUCCGUAUCAAUUCGUGGUACAAGGGACGAGUCGUACUACUUGGUGAUGCUGCUCAUUGUGCAUCUCCAUUUAGCGGCAUGGGGACAACUGGGGGUUUUGUUGGCGCCUACGUUCUCGCCGGUGAGAUCAACCGUCAUCGCGAUGAUCUUGCUCAGGCCUUUGCCAACUAUGAAGAGAAGUUGAGACCGUUUGUUAAUGAGCUUCAGAAAAUGAGUCCGACUGGUGUACGGCUUUUUGCGCCGGAGACACAAUGGGCGAUUCGGUGGCUUUGUAUCUUGCGUAUUCCGGAUUUGUUGGCCAGAAUUUCGAGUGAUGAGAAGGGUGGUUGGAAGUUGCCGGAUUAUCCUGAACUCUACAGUAUCUAA